AUUUAUUUUCGCCUAUUUCCGUUUUCCAACACUGCGCACUUUUCCUUUCAACAUUUCGUUUUCCGCCCCUAUCGCAGUUCACCCACUUUUCACUUUUCAUUUUCCGUAUUGCUAUUUUCCGUUUGACAGUUGCGCUGGCCUGUGCUUGUUUUUCGCGUGUUGUAAAUUUUCAAUUGAUAUUCUUUAACAAAUAAAAAUAUAAGUUGUACAAAAUAAAUCAGAAAUUAAAUAAAUUUUUGGAAAAUAUGACUAAAGACAUUUGAAAUAUUUGGAAACACUAUCGAUUUUCCAGUGAUUCAUAUACCCAGCGCAUGAAUUAAGGUGGAUGUGCAGUGCAUCUAACCUAAAAAUAUGUACAUAGUACAACUAGUGGUUGUUGCUUUCUGAAACUGUGUCAGUGGGCUUCGAGCAAGGCCCCUUGCCCUUGGCGAAGAAGCUUGUGGGUUGAGUAAUGAGGGAGCACAAUUAUAGGGCAGAAAACAGCAUAGCAAAACAAAAUAUGAAAAACACCCGGCAUUAUUGAGAUACUUUCACCGCGAUGUGUAUAAGCGAAGCGCAAAACGUAAUAACGAAUUUCAAUUACAUCUUUGGAUUCAGCAAAACUCUAGCUGACCAUAGGCGUUGCUGUUGAAGAACGUCCGCCUCAGUCUUAUCGCGACUUUACAAGCAAACGCAAGCGGAUAAAGAGGCAAAAUUGGAUCAACGAGACUGUAAUAGAAAUAAAUUGUUGAAUAUAUAACUCAACAUAAUGCGCGCCCCUAGUGACCUACAAUCGCCCACCAGCGAAAUUGUGCUAUUAACUCCCGCUAGUGAAAUUUCCCCCAAUGUCACCGCAGACAACUCCGCUGCUAUCACAGUUAGCAAUGGGGGUGUGGGCGGCCAACAUGAAGGAUCUGCCGAUUCAAAUAACAGUGCUGUGCGUAUGAAAAAACAAUUGGGACUACUUGAAGGAGUUGCCAUUAUUUUGGGUGUUAUAUUCGGUUCAGGCAUUUUCAUAUCACCCAAAGGUGUGAUACGUGAAGUAGAAGCGGUUGGCACAUCACUAAUCAUAUGGGUGCUAUGUGGCAUGUUGUCGAUGAUUGGCGCGCUUUGUUAUGCUGAAUUGGGUACGACGAUACCAAAGUCUGGCGGCGAUUAUGCGUAUAUACUGGAAGCUUACGGCCCACUACCCGCUUUUCUCUACCUCUGGGAUGCAAUGAUGAUAUUUGUCCCUACAACGAAUGCCAUUAUGGGUCUCACGUUCGCCUCCUACGUACUUCAGCCCUUCUUCCAAAAUGAAUGCAGCAUACCGGAGAGCGCCCUACAACUACUCUCUGCGGUAACAAUAUGCUUCCUAACCUACCUGAAUUGUUGUUACAUGAAAGCUACUACGAAAAUGCAAAAUAUAAUUAUGUUUACUAAAAUUGGCGCGUUGUUAUUAAUCAUUAUUUUGGGUGUGGCUUGGAUGAGUUUUGGUAACGUUGAGAACUUUGCAGACCCCUUCGAAAAUACACAAACCGAUCCUGGCAAGCUAUCCGUUGCCUUCUAUUCGGGUAUUUUUUCAUAUUCCGGUUGGAGUUAUUUAAAUUUCAUGACAGAGGAAUUACGUGACCCAUAUAAAAAUUUGCCGCGCGCUAUUUAUAUUUCUCUGCCAUUGGUGACGGGAAUUUAUGUGCUCGCUAAUAUGGCCUACUUGGCUGUAUUAUCGCCAGCAGAAAUGAUUGCCUCCGAUGCGAUCGCAGUGUCCUUUGGAGAUCGUGUACUGGGCGUAUGGUCUUUCAUUAUACCCAUAAUGGUGGCGAUAUCCGCUUUUGGUGGUCUCUCGGUGCAUAUAAUGACUUCUUCACGCAUGUGUUUUGUCGGCGCACGUAACGGUCAUAUGCCGGCGAUCUUGUCAAAUAUAAGUGUGGAGCAAUUUACGCCGGUGCCAUCACUUGUGUUUUUGUGCAUCUUGUCGAUUAUAAUGCUAGUCGUGAGCGACGUUUACGUGCUUAUAACUUACAGCAGCAUAGUGGAGUCGUUUUUCAUAAUGCUGUCAGUAUCGGCGUUACUCUAUUUACGCUAUACCCGCCCCAAUAUGGAGCGUCCAAUUAAGGUCUCACUCUGGAUACCUGUCAUCUUUGUGGUUCUUUGUGCCUUUCUUGUGGUCGUGCCUAUCUAUGUGGCGCCCUAUGAAGUUGGUAUGGGCGUGCUGAUAACAGUUAUAGGUGUGCCAUUCUACUACGUCGGUGUAGUGUGGAAAAAUAAGCCGAAGUGUUUUCAAAGUGCAAUUAACCAUUUUACAUAUGCGUGCCAAAGAAUGUUUAUGUCAGCCAAAGAAGAGAAAGUUGAAUGAUUCAUUGACUAUUGUGUCAAAACAAUAACCAUCGUUUAAGUUUUUUCUUUUGCCAGCUAUUGUCAUAUUUAUAACUUCAUUCAUAAGAACUAAUCAAUACUCAUUACCCAUUUCUUAGUUUCUUUAUAUAUUUACAUGUAUUUGAAACGAAUGUGUAAUAAGUAAGAAAGUUAUAAAACUAUAAAGACUUAUGGCCAUAUUCAUAGA
Messenger RNA from Rhagoletis zephyria (snowberry fruit fly), 2521 nucleotides. It is a transcript of the gene gb, whose product is annotated as solute carrier family 7 member genderblind. Gene Ontology annotation, molecular function: L-amino acid transmembrane transporter activity. Lineage: Eukaryota; Metazoa; Arthropoda; Insecta; Diptera; Tephritidae. Gene Ontology annotation, biological process: amino acid transmembrane transport. The record is from RefSeq and is a predicted model, not a curated record. Gene Ontology annotation, cellular component: membrane.